UUUUCCUCUCUUAUCUUUUUACACAGGAAACUGUCUGAUGCCUUCCACCUUCAACAUGGUAGAUCUCAGAAUGUUUUUGUUUCCAUGACACACCAAUUCUGCAAUUUGAAGUUCUAAACAUGCAUAAUAAAGAACUUACUUCUCUUCCAAGCCCAUGGCUGAAAGGUUGUUAAUAAGAGCACUGAAGGGUGGUAAAUACACUAAAAUUGUUACCUUAAAUGAAAAGAAGGUAACAAAGAUGCCCUCAGUGUUAGAAAGACUACCUGGCCUGAAGACAUUAGACCUUCAGAAUAACCUAAUCUCCAAAGUGUGCCCAGAGAUAAGCACCCUGACCCAGUUGACAACACUAAAUCUGGGAAACAACCUUUUAGAAGAAGUUCCAGAGGAGAUGAAAUACCUCACAUCUUUGAAGAAGCUCCAUUUAUUUGGAAAUAGGAUUCAUAGAUUUGCACCUGGAGCAUGUGAUGGCUUACAAAAUUUGAUCCUGCUUAAUCUGAACAACAAUCAGCUUACAUGGAUUCCUCAGGAAAUUGUCAGAUUAAAAAGCCUUACAUAUUUGAGUCUAAAUAAUAAUCAGCUAGUCAGCAUUCCUAGAGAACUUUGUUUUCUUGAAACUCUUUCUGAACUUCAGCUUAACUACAAUCAGCUCAUUUGCAUACCGGAAGAGAUUAAGUUCUUAAAGAAGCUCCAGAAGCUUCUUCUAAGCAGGAACAACAUUGAAUAUUUGCCAGAGGGACUUUGUAAUCUUUUAAACCUAAGAAUCCUAGACAUAGCUGGAAAUGUUAUUCAGAUGUUUCCACCAGGAUUUCAAGGUCUGAAGCUGAAGGAGUUCUACUGUGAAGGAAACCCACUCUUCCUGAAGCAGCCAGUUAAUGCUGUAAAACAAGAGGAUGUCUGGAGUCUACAGGAAACAACAUCAAGAUUUAUAAUGAAUCAGCUAGCAGCAAAGAAUCCUUUCCUAAUGCAAGCCAUAAAAUGGUACCCACAGGUCAGGAGCAUACUCUCUCAGGGAAGAAAAUGUGCAAUAUGUGGAAAGUACUUUUUAGCUACAUGGCUGGAAUGUGUUAAAUUUUUCCCUCCAUCUAAGAACUGGAAAAUAAGCAGAAAUCUACGGUUUGUACCUCUUCAAGUAUUAAUUUGUUCUUACAAAUGUUUUAAUCAACGUGAUCCCAACCUCUUUGGAAUUGCUCAAGUGUAG
Molecule: messenger RNA, 1198 nt
Organism: Phacochoerus africanus (Common warthog)
Lineage: Eukaryota; Metazoa; Chordata; Mammalia; Artiodactyla; Suidae
Gene: LRRC69
Product: leucine rich repeat containing 69
Exons: 8
Coding region: 155-1198 (347 amino acids)
Molecular function (GO): protein binding
Source: RefSeq, a predicted model, not a curated record